GUAUCAUCUCCCAAGACUUGCCAGUAACCCAGCAAUGCCUUGGAUGCAUUUGUGAAGCUAUUUCUGCAUGCAAUACUUCGAGAAUUUGUUCAGGUGAUGUUUGCGGACCCUUCAGAUUGACUUGGGCUUACUGGGCAGAUUCUGGCAAACCGACUGUGAGUGGGGAAUCCCCUGAGAGUCCUACCGCCUACGCCAAUUGCGCCAUCGAUCUCAGAUGUUCGGCUCUUUCAGUCCAAGGAUAUAUGAACAGAUUCCAGCAGGAUUGUAAUGGAGACAAUAAAAUCGAUUGCGACGAUUUCGCCAGUAUCCACAAGAUAGGAGGAUAUGGAUGUAAAGGAUCUGUAAUGCCAGAACCAUAUGGAGAACGCUACAGACAAUGCAAAAGGAUUGUUGGACAAUAUAAGCCCGAGUGAUUAUGAAAAUAUUUUGGUUCAUGAUAUACCUACUGAUUUUUAAAACAAGUCAUUUUAUGCUGUGAGAUUUUUCGCAUGAUAUCUAAUUUCAUCGACUGUAUAGGCUAAGCUACAUUUCCACUGUAACUGAUUUAUUCAAAAUGAUCGAACGUAACACAAUAUGUAAUAUAUGUCAGUUAAUUUUUUUUUCAGAAAAAUAA
This is a messenger RNA of Leptinotarsa decemlineata (Colorado potato beetle), 613 nucleotides long. RefSeq names its product lysozyme. The record is from RefSeq and is a predicted model, not a curated record. Gene Ontology annotation, molecular function: lysozyme activity. NCBI's taxonomy places the organism in Eukaryota, Metazoa, Arthropoda, Insecta, Coleoptera, Chrysomelidae.